Silurus meridionalis is the source of this 4682-nucleotide messenger RNA. RefSeq names its product DENN/MADD domain containing 3a (gene dennd3a). The record is from RefSeq and is a predicted model, not a curated record. Gene Ontology annotation, biological process: regulation of Rab protein signal transduction. Lineage: Eukaryota; Metazoa; Chordata; Actinopteri; Siluriformes; Siluridae. Bases 312 to 4160 code for a protein of 1282 amino acids. Gene Ontology annotation, molecular function: protein binding. Gene Ontology annotation, cellular component: cytoplasmic vesicle. The transcript is spliced from 25 exons.
GAGAGAGAGAGAGAGAGAGGAAGAAAGGAAGAAAGCACUUGGGAGAAUGACGCAGGACUGAUACCUGGGGCAGGUUGGAAUCAGCUCAUUCCGGCUGUAGGGAAGGUUUGAGUUUUCGGCUCAUAUGGAGUAACUCGGCUGCCAGACUGCACAUGGAAAAGCGACAGUUUCAUUCAGGGCUUGAUGAGGCUGAUGUUCAGCCACGGUGUAAUCUGCACUGUCAAGGAGGAUUGCUCUGAGCGUGGAGAAGGUCUUAUCGCAGCCACUCGGCUGUCGUUGUGAACGGAAGAGGCGUGGGCGUGCUCUUUGAGAUGACGACACACAUCCCGUUAGGACUGCUGGAAGCUUGCGUGGUUGUCGGAGUGUCCAGUGAGCGACUGAAGGAGUUAUGCACGCAGCAGGAUGCGAAAUCAAAAGAGCCUGUUCUGUUGGAUGCCGAGGUGUUGCAGGUCCAUUCUCCACCUUUUAUAUCCAAGGAGAACUCAAGCGAUGGUCACGCCUUCAGCCGGGGCCAGAGACGCCGCUCGUUUUUGAAAAAGAAAAAAGAACGCAUGUCUGUGCCUUCCAGCAAUGACAAGGCCACGGAGGAUGACCAGAGCGUACCUAAAGACAUUGACCUCAUUGCCCUGCCCCAGCUUUGUUUCCCAGGUGGGCUGCGAGUCACUAGUGAGUGUCAAGAGGACUCUUAUCACUUCCUGGUUUUCACAGACGUCUUUGGGAACCAGACACAUGGAGUGGUGGUUCAGUAUUACAAACCCAUACAGGUAUCUGUUGACAAAAUCUUACACAAAAACGGACACUAUUUAUACAAACCUCCAAAGCUGUUCACAGCCUAUGGCAUCUGCCUCAUUUCCAAAUACCCUUACUACAACGCUCUGAGAGACUGCCUGUCCUCGUUCCUGGUCCAGCUGAAGAAUUCCCGGAUGGCUGAGUUCGAGGAGCAGGUGAAGGAAUUUGCAGCCAAAUUGGCACUGGUGCCCAUCCCACCACCUGGACAGCUACAAGUGGCGUUUAACCUGAAACCACUGCAGAUCAUUCUCCCACCUAGAGAAGACAUGGACCAUCCUGCCGUAGACCUUGACCUCCAUCUGCCCUUCCUGUGCUUUCAACCUGAGCAGAUCUUACAGGUGAUCUGCAGUAUCUUGACCGAGCAGCGUGUUGUGUUCUUCUCUUCGGACUGGGCCAGGCUUACGCUGGUAGCUGAGUGCUUUAUGCUGUUCAUCCACCCUUUGCGCUGGCAGCACCCAUUCGUUCCUGUUCUUUCCCAACAGAUGCUGGACUUCCUCAUGGCUCCCACUGCCUACAUCAUGGGCUGCCACGUCCAGCACCUUGAAGAUGUGGCAGGGGAAGCUGAUGACCUGAUCCUUAUCGAUAUUGAUGAUGGCACAGUGACAUCAUCGUGUUCUGCAGACUUGCCAGAUGUACCGGUGACUGUCACAGAGUGUUUUAAGAGGCGUGUAGAGGGGCUGCAGAUUCACAAUGACCUGGAGAUGUGCGCUCAGGGCAGCAGCUUGGACAUAGCUGACGUGCGGAAUCGCAGGCGCCAGUGGCAGCGGAAGCUCAACUCUGAAAUCCGAAAUAUCAGUCUUGAGCUUAUUGUCAACAUCUUCAGAGAGGUUCAUGACCACCUAAACUUUGAACAUCGAGUAUUCAACAGCGAGCAGUUUUUCAGAGACCAGGAAGCAGCAGACCAGCCAUUUUACAAACAGGUCUUAGAAACACACAUAUUCCAUUCCUUCCUCAAAGAUUGUUUAAAUAAGAAGAUGGAUGCAUUCAUACAGAUGAAGAUGAACACUCGGUCAGAAGCUGCCAGGCUGAAGGCCAUGCCAGAGUCUUCACGGAGACGCAAUAUGAAGGAGCCGCCACACAAACAGACGGAUUACCAGUUGCGUAAGAGGCUGGGUAUGAGUCUGCCCAACCUGGUAGAGGACAUCCAGAUGACGGUUCCGAUGCGCCAGCUGUCUUUACAGAAACCUGACAAGGGACCCACAUUCAAGCCAGCUUUCAAGAUUCCCCCAAAGCCACUCAAAACAUUCAAGCUUCCAGAAUUCCCUCCUCCUCUGGCCUAUCACUAUGUUCAGAAUUACUACUCAGAUCUCAUCAGCCAACUCAGCAAGGUCAUUAACUCCGCCACCCCCGAGGACUCGUCCCUGCUGGCGCGCUACUACUACCUCCGCGGUCUGGUCAAUUCCGUGGCAGGAAAACGUUUGGACGCUCUGAUAGACUUCCAGAGUCUCCACAAAACCGAUAUGGAUAUCUUCCCUCUGGAAUUGGUGACCACCCUGGCAGACUCAUUAAGGACAGAAGAGCGGCGUGUGGCCGAGGGGCGGCCAGAACUGAAGCGCCUCAUCAGCCGAGUGAAGAAAAGCUCCAGCCAGGACGACUUCUCUGAUGGAGGCUCGGUGAAGAAGUUCGAGCUCCCGCGCACGCAUAUGUUUUUGGACGACUUUGUGCGGCGUGUACAGGAGUCGGGAAUCGUCAAAGACCUGAGCACCAUCCAGCGUCUGUUUCAUGCUCUCACAGUGGGUAUGAACUCUACAGCGAAGGUCCCAGCCCACUCUGUAUUUUACCUUGAUUCCUCAGCUGAUGGUCAACAGAAGCAGGUGGACCCGGAGGUUUUCCGCUUCUUCUACACCAUCUGGAAGGAGACUGAGGCUGAAGCACAGGAUGUGGAUCUGCCUCUGGAUGUGCUGAGCCACUUGGAGGCCAACGAGCAGGUGUACAAGCUCUCGUCAUCGGUGAAGACUAAUUAUGGGGUGGGCAAGAUCGCCAUGACCCAGCGGCGGCUCUUUCUGCUCACGGAGGGACGCCCAGGUUAUGUAGAGAUCACCAAGUUUAGAGACAUAGAGGAAGUGAAGAUCUCCUCAGCUCCUUUACUUCUCCUAAGGAUCCCCUCCUUGAAGAUCAAGACCAACCUGAGGAGGGAGACUUUCGAAGCUAAUCUGAAAUCCGAGUGCGAUCUGUGGCAUUUGAUGAUCAAGGAGUUGUGGGCUGGAAGGAAAAUGGCAGACGAACAUAAGGACCCUCAGUACAUACAGCAGGCUCUGACGAACGCCCUGCUGAUGGACGCCGUGGUCAGAUGCCUCCAGUCUCAGAAAGCCAUUUACGCUGCUUCUAAACUGGCCUACUUCGACACCAUGAAACGGGAAGCAGUUCCGAUGAUGGUGCCCAAAACAACGUCGGAGACGCUGAAGCAUAAAAUCAACCCUUGUCUGGACCUGACGUCUCCUCAAGCCGUGGACAUAUUGCUCUAUACUCCAGGCCAGUUGGGCGCAGCAGCCUCAGGCAGCGGCGGUUACCCGAAGCUCUGGUGUGCCCUGAGUGACGGGAAGGUGGUGGUGUUCGACGCAGCCAGCUGGUCCCUCCUGCAGAACUCCAUUCAAGUGGGGACGUCCCGCAUUAAUUGCAUGCUGGGAGUGGACCAGCAGCAGUUGUGGAUCGGAUCUCGGGACUCGGUCAUUUAUAUCAUCAACCCGAACAGCAUGUCCUGCAAUAAACAGCUGACCGAGCACCGUGCCGAGAUCACUGGCCUCGCCCUGGAAGAACGGCGUGACAAAUACAGCCAGUUGCUGGCGUACUCCUGCAGCAUUGAGGGCACGGUGAUCGUUUGGGACGUGGCCACACUGCAGGUCAGACGUGAUAUCAAACUGAAAUGUGGCAGACUGCAGUCCAUUCAGAUUCAUGGUGGGAGAAUGUGGUGCUGUGCCCGUGACUGUGUAAUGGAGCUGCGGCGGAACGGCUCGGUGCAUCGUCUAAUCUCACUUCCGGAACACCUCCAGGGUUCACCCUGUUCUUACAGCAGCUUCAUAGUCCUUAAUGAGAGGUCUCAGGUGUGGACAGGCUGCACAGAUGCAGGUGAGCUGUGUGUGUGGUACCCUGGUGACCUGCAGAAGCCUUCCCAGAGGAUCCAGCUGCCUGACUGCACAAGUGUCAUCUGCAUGAUCAAAGUCAAGAACCAGAUCUGGGUUGGAGGCCAGAGUAGCAGCGGAGGUAAAUCCCGUGGAAAGAUCUACGUGGUGAACACAGAGCGCCUCCUGGUGGAUAAGGAGCUGCUGGCCCAUUCAGACACGGUCCAAACUCUGUGCUCAGCAGAGGACCGCUACAUCCUCAGUGGGGCUGCAGGCCAGGAUGGAAAGAUCGCUAUCUGGAAAGUGGAAUAGUGUUUUUUUUAAAAAUGGAUUGGGCUGAUGCUUUUUUCGCAUUUGACUUAGGAAAAAAGGGACAUGGUCUUUCUAUAGGUUUUUUACAAUUCUCUAUUUAUUUGACAUCUUGACCUCAGAGUGAACAAGAACAAGCAAAAGAAAAAGACUGAAGUGGAAUCUUCCUGAAAGCGGAGAUCCAUCUAACCUGUGUAUGAAGAGUUCAUUAUAAUGUGUAACUAGUUUAAUAUGAAGGUUUUUGAAUUUUUAUUUCCUAACAUGCUGAAAUGAAGGAAUAUUAUCAGUAUUUGGUUAUCCAAAGUGGUCUCCAAAUUCCAAGGCUGGUGGGCUUCCAGGUGAUUCCAUCUUGGGGUAAAAAUAAUAUCCAGAACUUUAAGGAGAUUAUUGGAUUAGACCACUCUGAUUUAUCCAGUACUUAUAGGACUUACUGGAAUAACUGUGUUCCUGCUUUGUAUGAGACGUCCUGCUGGACUUUCAAUCCAAAGCCAUAUGUUUACUUUUAUUAAAUGUAUAUAUUAUCAA